Rhincodon typus (whale shark) is the source of this 2574-nucleotide messenger RNA. RefSeq names its product PRELI domain containing 3 (gene prelid3b). Gene Ontology annotation, molecular function: phosphatidic acid transfer activity. The transcript has 6 exons. Gene Ontology annotation, biological process: phospholipid transport. The coding region runs from base 122 to 700 and encodes 192 amino acids. The record is from RefSeq and is a predicted model, not a curated record. NCBI's taxonomy places the organism in Eukaryota, Metazoa, Chordata, Chondrichthyes, Orectolobiformes, Rhincodontidae. Gene Ontology annotation, cellular component: mitochondrial intermembrane space.
CGGGGGUGCGCCGACGACGGGGGUAUCGCGCGAGCGCGUGCUGACGUAAGGGGCCGGCCGGCGGGACCUGGCCGAGGCUGAACCGGAGCUCGUUCCUGGCCUGAGGAGGAUCCGCGACAACAUGAAGAUCUGGACCUCGGAGCAUGUCUUCAACCACCCUUGGGAAACGGUUUUCAAAGCUGCCAUGCAGAAGUACCCCAAUCCCAUGAAUCCGUGUGUUGUAGGAGUAGAUGUAUUAGAUCGACGUGUUGAUGACCAAGGCAAGUUACAUAGUCAGAGGCUGCUCAGUACGGAAUGGGGUCUACCAUCUGUUGUUAAAUCACUCAUUGGUGCAUCGAGGACACGGACAUACGUACACGAACACUCUGUUGUGGAUCCUGUGAAACGGACCAUGGAGCUGAGAUCUGCAAAUAUAACAUUAACAAAUCUAGUAUCGGUGGAUGAACGAUUGGAGUAUAAACCCCAUCCACAGGACCCAGAAAAAACAAUCCUUACCCAAGAAGCUAUUAUCAGUGUGAAGGGGGUCAGUCUCAGCAGCUAUAUGGAAGGAAUAAUGGCAAACAGCAUCUCUGCUAAUGCAAAUAAAGGCCGAGAAGCAAUGGAGUGGGUAAUCCGCAGGCUAAAUGCUGAAAUUGAAGAGUUGGCGGCAUCUGCAAGAGGAAGUAUUAAAAUGCCGAUGGCUGCAACAUCAGUGGAGUAAUGAAGAGUUGUUAAGAAAUGUGUUGCUGGCCUCUGAGCUACUUAGCGAAUUGCUUCCCACUGUGCAUUUCAUUUUCCUUGUUCACCAGGGCUUCAUGUUGAAGACGUAUAUAGCAAAAUGAACCUACUUAAUACUUGCUCUAUUUCAGUAGCACACUGUAUACAGUUGUCUGCUGACUGUAGCUGUGCCCCUGCUAUACAGUGUGUUUUUUUUGUUUUGAUGAGUAUCUUGGAAUAGAUGCACAGAGGGAAGUAAUGGCGUCAAUAUUUAUUACUAGGUAUAUUGUCUUGUCAGAAUUGAGAGAUGGCAAAGUUGGCAGUGGAGGAGCUUAUGAUCUCCAAUUUGGUGGCCCAUAUACUUGCAGAGGUUAAAAAUGAAAACAUGUUUGAAACACUUACGUGAAUUGAUCAGAAAGCAGUACUCUCUCUGGUGAAUCACUUGACAAAGAUCCUGUCUGUUGUCUGGACUCUGUUAACUGGUCUGAGAACUUGAAAAAAGUUGUAUGCUUUAACCUCCUGUAACAAUUGUUAGUUCCAAACAUCAAGUAUUACAGCAUGAGUAUUUUUAAAUUUCAAUACUAAAAUUAAGAAGUUAAACUUUUAGAACUUGGAUUUAGUUCUCAGUCAUGCAAAGCAAUAUUCUUAAAUAAAUGGGCGUUUAUCACAUAAAAUUGUACAGAAUUUAUGGAGCUAGUAUGUUUAUAUUUGAAGUCUUCAGGUUAAGAGAAGUCUGUAGCAGAAAACUAACAUUAUGGCUAUCAUCUCAAAAAAAAAAUUGCAGUUGUACAUUUUAUAUGAAUGUUCCUGUGAAUUUCUGGGUAACUAGAUUUUGGUAAUCUGUUUGUUCCAUUAACAUUUACAAUUUAACCUAGAAUGAAUUAUCCAACAAAUUUGCCAAGGAUUUUCUAUGUUGGGUCAAUAUUCCUAAAGCACUGAAACAUAACUGAAAGUUUUGUGUACCUUGUAGAACUUGGUUGUAGUGCUUUUUAAAAGAGAAGCCAUAAGAUUGUUCUGCCUUAAUUAUUUUUCAUCAUUACAGGAAUGUCCUCUGAUCCAACAGUGAAUUAGCACAAGUAAAUGCCCUUACCUCAGUCAUAUUAGUUUCUGAAUUUAUCAACGUUACACUGAAACCUUGUGAUCACCCUUGCAUAUCAUGGCUACCUAAGUAACUAGACUUAGGCCUCUGUCUUCUGACCCUAAGAACCAGUGUUGGUUUUGGCUAUUGAUCUUAUACCUAGGAUGCUCCUGUAGACCGUAGGGAAACAAUACUUUUGUAGCUGCACACUAAUAUCUCACAAACAUUAUCAAAUGAGAAUUCUUGUGCUAGGCUUUCUGAAGUGAAGACUCUUCCUUCUGGUAAGAGACACUCGACAUAUUCUGGAGCUGGGCUGCACUCUGUGGUCUCUUUUACUCGAAGUUGCUUUUAAGAUUUUUGAAGCACUUGAAAGUGUACAGAAUUUGAAUUUCAUUGUGUUUUUGCGGGGUUCUCGUUACAAAACAGUUUCCUGUUCUGAAUGUAAAGUGAUUACUGUAACCUGCAGAGUUGUUGAUUAAAGUGUCAGUUUGGCAGCAAUCCUGCCUCAGGAUCAGAAGGCAGCUGGCACAAGCCACACUAAAAUAUUGAACACAGCACAACAGCAACACAGCACUCAGUAAUGCUACUCUUCACAUGAGAGUUAAUUGAACGUGAAAGACCCUGAGUCAGUAUUUGACAUAGGGAGAUUUUCCACUGCUUUGGCUAACAUUCCUCCUUCAGUGCCAUCAAGGAUGUAUUAACUCAUCACUUGUGGGACCUUGCUGUAUUUGAAACUACUGUACGUUUCCCUAUACAAGUCACUCAAUGGUAUUUCAUUAAAGAUGAGGAGCUUUAAGAAG